Molecule: messenger RNA, 552 nt
Organism: Symbiodinium pilosum
Lineage: Eukaryota; Dinophyceae; Suessiales; Symbiodiniaceae
Source: the annotation of a GenBank genome assembly
AUGACGAUUGGUUCUUCUAAGGAUGACAUCCAUGAUGUCAGUCUCUCCAACAUUGACGAAUCGAAGGAAAUAAUGGACAACACGUUUGCCAACAAGCUGAAGAAGCAUGUGGCUUUCAAGGACGAGGGUCAGACCAUCUGCCCGACCUGCGGCUCCACACGAGCUCCUCCCACGGAUCAGAGCUCCCCAACACCCUUUGCCAGAAGGGAAACCAGCAGAAAGGUGCCGCUCACAACAGUCAUUCUAGAACAGCAGAAGAAGCAGCAGCUGAGAGCAAGGAUCAAGCUGAUGAGCUUUCUUAGCAAGAACGGCUUUGCAGCCAGAGAUGUGAACUGCAAGAAGCGCGGCGCCUUCGGCUUUUCACGUACUUACCCGCUGCAUGAGGCUGUGAAGCAGGAUCAGGCUUCCAUGGUGCGUUGGCUGUUGCACUUUGGAGCUGAUCCUGGCAAGAAGGAUGGCAGAGGGCGCACAGCCUACGACUACGUCAAGAAAAAGCCUGCGCAUGACGAGGCGCGGGGGUGCAGAGGCUUGCUGGGGGUUAGUAGGGAAUAA